Messenger RNA from Theobroma umbraticum, 1572 nucleotides. Its product is annotated as cellulose synthase-like protein D1. The record is from RefSeq and is a predicted model, not a curated record. Gene Ontology annotation, molecular function: cellulose synthase (UDP-forming) activity. NCBI's taxonomy places the organism in Eukaryota, Viridiplantae, Streptophyta, Magnoliopsida, Malvales, Malvaceae. Gene Ontology annotation, cellular component: membrane. Gene Ontology annotation, biological process: cellulose biosynthetic process.
ACAUCAACAAUGGCAACAUCAAGUCCAAAGAAAUCUUCAUCAAACGCUGCCCGGCCACCUCAGGCAGUAAAAUUUUCCCGCCGGACAUCAAGUGGUCGAGUUGUGAGCUUGUCCAGGGAUGAUGACAUAGACAUCUCCGGUGACCUAUCAAACCAAAAUGACUAUAUCAAUUACACUGUUCUUAUGCCGCCGACACCUGAUAACCAACCAGGGUCAGGGCCCUCUUCUGACUCCAAACCUGACGGGCAACAAGGCACAUACGGGGCAUCUCGGUUCGCCUCAGACUCACAGCCGAUAAGUAGUGGAGUAGAGGAGGAGGGUGGAGGGAGCGGGCCUGCAAUGGGGGCGAAACUAGAUAGAAGGGUGUCGAUAAUGAAUUCAGCAAAUAAUAGGUCCAUGUUGUUGAGGAGCCAGACAGGGGAUUUUGAUCAUAAUCGUUGGUUGUUUGAGUCGAAAGCAAGGUAUGGGAUAGGAAAUGCGUUUUGGCAAGAGGAUGAUGAGAAUCAAUAUGGAACGGAUGGUGGAGUGACAAUGUCGGAUUUUAUGGACAAGCCAUGGAAGCCACUCACUAGAAAGGUUAAGGUUCCGCCUGGAAUUCUUAGCCCUUACAGGUUGUUAAUAGUGAUCCGUCUUGUAGCUCUAUUUCUUUUCCUUGCAUGGCGUUGGCAAAACCCAAAUCCUGAUGCGAUCUGGCUCUGGGUACUUUCCACGGUUUGUGAGUGUUGGUUUGCCUUUUCUUGGCUCCUAGACAUCCUUCCCAAGCUCAAUCCCAUCAACCGAGCCACGGACCUUGCUGCCCUCCGUGACAAGUUCGAGCAGGCUUCACCGUCCAACCCAACUGGCCGCUCCGACCUUCCCGGCGUCGACGUUUUUGUCUCUACCGCUGAUCCUGAAAAGGAACCUCCUCUUGUCACUGCCAACACCAUUUUAUCCAUCUUGGCUGCUGACUAUCCUGUGGAAAAACUGGCCUGCUAUAUUUCAGAUGAUGGUGGUGCCAUACUCACAUUUGAGGCCAUGGCCGAGGCAGUUCGUUUUGCUGAGGUGUGGGUGCCAUUUUGCCGAAAACAUGCCAUAGAGCCAAGGAAUCCAGACAGCUACUUCAGCUUGAAAACUGAUCCAACAAAGAAUAAGAAACGGCCUGAUUUCGUGAAGGACCGCCGAUGGAUCAAGAGAGAGUACGAUGAGUUCAAGGUGAGGAUCAAUGGUCUCCCUGAGUCCAUCCGUAAAAGGAGUGAAAUGCACAACUCCAAGGAGGCAAUGAAGGAGAAAAGACUUGCCAAGGAGAAGAAUGGCGGCUCGCUGCCACCAGAUUUCAAGGUCGAAAAGGCCACCUGGAUGGCCGAUGGAACCCACUGGCCUGGCACAUGGCACAAUCCAACUGCUGACCAUUCCAAGGGGGACCACGCUGGAAUCUUGCAGGUGAUGAGUAAAGUCCCAGAAAGUGACCAGGUGUUGGGUCAGGCAGAUGAGAGAAAGUUAGACUUCACCGGGGUAGACAUCAGGAUACCAAUGUUCUCGUACGCAUGUGUUAGCUUCCAGAUAGAAGGGAUGCAGAGUUAUGCUGCUGGAUGA